AUGGGUACCACUGGCGAUGUAACAUUUUCGGUUGGUGAACAGAGUGAAGAAAUUCGAAAAAAAUUCUGGAUAAGUAAUUAUAAAAAAUGUCCAAUGUGUAACAGUGAAAAUAUAGCUGUCAAUUGGUCGGUAUGUGCAUAUAGACAAAAUGGAGAUGGAUCGGGCACAGUUGUAUAUCAAUGUCUUGGAAAUGAAACGAGAAAUGAUGUCGAAAAAGUAACAUGGGAUAAGACUACAAGAAAAUUAUCAGGUGAACAUGGUUGUGGAUUUUAUACAUCAUUUCUUUAUGAUGAAAGAGAAUCAGGUGACGAACAUUUUCAAACAAAGUAUUGGAAAAAAUGA
Molecule: messenger RNA, 342 nt
Organism: Adineta steineri
Lineage: Eukaryota; Metazoa; Rotifera; Eurotatoria; Adinetida; Adinetidae
Source: the annotation of a GenBank genome assembly